Messenger RNA from Chanos chanos (milkfish), 4836 nucleotides. RefSeq names its product mitogen-activated protein kinase kinase kinase 4 (gene map3k4). The record is from RefSeq and is a predicted model, not a curated record. Gene Ontology annotation, molecular function: protein kinase activity; ATP binding. The transcript has 27 exons. The coding region runs from base 33 to 4742 and encodes 1569 amino acids. Gene Ontology annotation, biological process: MAPK cascade; protein phosphorylation. Lineage: Eukaryota; Metazoa; Chordata; Actinopteri; Gonorynchiformes; Chanidae.
UUAGUGAAAGCCUAAAAUUACGUCGCCCCGGUAUGGAACCUCCGGAUCAGAGCAGGGAGACUGAUCCCCCGAAAGAUGUGUCACAGCAGAGCUCUGAGCUGGACGAAAUGUGGGACGAACCGAGCCAGGAAGAGGAAGCUUUAUACGGCACAUCUCCGCCAUGCACCCCCCGCCAGAUGAAACGUUUGUCCAGUAAACACCAGAGAGGGAACCACGGCAGAGCCUCCGGACGCUCCCCAAACAAAGAAAAGCAGGUCCCCUCCAGCCCCUUGUCACAGAGAGAACGUGAGGGAGCCAAAUCCGUGGAGCCGACAGAAGAGCACAGCUACAAGCAGGGCAAGAAGCACAGAUCCAAUCUCCGCUCCAACGAACGGGACAGCAAAAAGACCUACGAGGGCUCCUUCAUGCUGGGUCCAUUUGGUUCCCUCAACAUGGAUCCCAGGAAACCUUACCUUAGCCUGGGCUGCGGAAGUGGCAAGAUGCCCGUCACCAUGCCCCACCCCUUGGCUCGCACGCAUCGGCAGACGUCUCGGACCGACUGCCCCGCGGACAGGCUCAAGUUCUUUGAGACCCUGCGGCUGUUGCUCAAGCUAACCUCCAUGUCAUCCAAGAAGAAGGAGAAGGAGCAACGAGGCUGGGAGAACACGGCUUUCAUGGGUCAGAACAACGAGGUGAUUUGGUUGGAGCUACAGGCUUGGCACGCUCGCCGUAGCAUCACCGACCAGGACCUGUUCCUCUACACGGCCCGUCAGGCCAUCCCUGACAUCAUCAGCGAAGUCCUGCACUUCAAAGUGGACUACAGCAGCCUGGGUGGCCCAAAAGAGGAGACGAGAGUGGAUGGGCCGGAGGCCUGCCCUGCUGGGACUAACUGUGACUUGGAGCCUAGUAGUGACUUUAGAGCCUGCCCAACCUCAUGGGUGGAGGUGGAUGCGGCAGCACCUCUGGGAUCUGCAGCCGAGUUCAAGGAGCACCUGCAGAGGCAGCGGCUGGCCUACGAGCAGGUGAAGCGGGUUAUGGGUCUGCUGGAGUCUGUAGAGGCUCUGUACCCAUCCCUGCAGACUCUUCAGAAGGACUACGAGAAGUACGCGGCACGGGACUUCCAGGGCAGGGUGCAGGCGCUCUGCCUGUGGUUGAACAUCACGCAGGACUUGAACCAGAAGCUCCGCGUGAUGGGAACCGUGCUUGGCCUGCGAGACCUUUCCUGCAUCGGCUGGCCCGUUUUUGAGAUCCCUUCCCCCCGCUGUUCCCGAGGCACGGACGAAGAUGACGAGGGGGAGGGGGAGGAGGAGGAUGAAGAGAACAACUCCACUGCGACUUUCACCGCAGACAGCGACACGGAAGAGAGGGAGUUGGGAGAGAAGGGCCCGGAAGUCAGAGGAGAUGUCGAGCUCUCCUCAUGCCUCACGCCCAAGUUUUCCCGGCUACUUUCCGAAGAGGACUUCUCUCCCGCGGGCGGCAGCGAGAGCCGCUGUUGCCCCACGGCCAUCUACAGGCCUUUUGUGGACAAAGCACUGAAGCAGAUGGGGUUGCGUAAACUCAUCCUCAGACUGCAUAAACUGAUGGACCGAUCUCUUCAGAGGUCCAGAACUGCACUGCUGAGCCCCAUGCCCACUCAAGAGUUGUCAGAUAUUCCGGACAGUUCUCUGCUGUACAGUGACUACCUGCCGGAGCUAUCCCGUCACUUCGCCUGCACAAAUCAGGUCGAUGAAGAGGCGGGAUCGGGGCGCGUUUCUUGGGAGGAGCUGCGGGACAUGGACCUACCUUCUUUCCGACCGGCCUUUCUGGUGCUCUGCCGUGUGCUGCUCAACGUCAUUCACGAGUGCCUCAAACUACGUUUAGAACAGAGACCAGCUGGGGAACCCUCACUACUCAGCAUCAAACAGUUGGUGCGUGAGUGUAAGGAGGUCCUGAAGGGGGGGCUUCUGAUGAAGCAAUACUAUCAGUUCAUGCUGCAGGGUGUGGUCACCAACCCGCAGGGCCUACAGACCAAUGCUAACAUCGAUGAAUUCGAGGAAGAUCUCCAUAAGAUGCUUGAGGUGUACUUUGACUACAUGCGGAGUUGGAUUGAGAUGCUGCAGCAGCUGCCGCAGGCCUCUCACAGCCUUAAGAACCUCCUGGAGGAGGAGUGGAACUUCACCAAAAUCAUAACUCCCUAUAUACGUGGUGGAGAGGCCCAGUCUGGGAAACUUUUCUGUGACAUUGCGGGAAUGUUGUUGAAGUCCACGGGAGAAUUUCUGGAAGCUGGCCUGCAGAAGAGUGGUGAUGAAUUCUGGGAAAAUGCAGAUGACAGCUCUGUUUCAGAUGAGAUUAGGAGGUCAGUAAUUGAGACAAGUCGUUCUCUGAAAGUGCUCUUCCAUGAGGCAAGGGAGCGUGCGUCUAAAGCACUGGGCUUUGCCAAGAUGCUUCGCAAGGACCUGGAGAUUGCUGCAGAUUUCAGCUUAACCAGUGGUGUGCCUUGCCUUCUGGAGGCUCUGAAAACGAAGAACCACGUCAAGGUCCAGAUUCCUGGGCUGGAGGAACUUCAGGUCUUCGUGCCAUCAGGAUUGAGGGAGGAGAGGCAGGUCAUCCUCCAGCUCCUGAAUGCGGCGGCAGGGAAAGACUGUUCCAAAGAGCCGGACGAGAUCUCUGAAGAUGAGGCCUACCUGCUGAUGAGCAAGCACGGGGCUGGGGACUUGGUCUCAGAGGCUAGCUGGGCGGAGUGGGAUGGGGCCGUGCUCAAACUGGUCCCCCAGAUGGAGACCGUGGACACUCUGAGAGCCAUGAAGGUGGACAAUCUACUCCUGAUCGUGAUGCAGUCUGCUCACCUGGUGAGCCAGCGGAAAGCCUUCCAGAAUUCCAUGGAGGACCUCCUAACUCUGAGCCGAGAGCAGACCUCUAGUCAGCCCCUCAUCGCUGGUGCCCUGGAGGAGCUCAAGAAUGAAGCACUGCAGUUGUGCAUUAAGAUCAACACAGCCAUUGACCGGGUGGAGUACAUGUUCACGUCUGAGUUUGAAGCAGAGGUGGAGGAGUCAGAGUCUGCUACACUGCACCAGUAUUACAGAGAGGCCAUGAUCCAGGGCUACAACUUUGCCUUUGAGUACCACAAAGAGGUGGUGCGACUGAUGUCGGGCGAAUUCAGGCAGAGAAUUGGAGAACGCUACAUCGCCUUCGCCCGCAAGUGGAUGAACUAUGUCCUGACCAAGUGUGAAAGCGGGAGAGGCACGCGACCCAGGUGGGCGACUCAAGGCUUUGAUUUUCUUCAGGCCAUGGAACCUUCUUUCAUCUCAGCCUUGCCAGAGGAUGAUUUUCUGAGUCUUCAGGCUUUGAUGAAUGAAUGCAUAGGUCAUGUGAUCGGGAAACCCCACAGCCCUGUUAGCGGCCUGUAUCUUGCUCCCCGAAACAGCCCGCGACCUGUCAAAGUCCCCCGCUGCCAUAGCGACCCACCAAACCCGUAUCUGUUUAUCCCAAAUGCUGAGAACUUCAGCUCUCGAAGUCUCCCCUGCGACCUGCGGAACCAGCUGUGCCCCCCAGGCAGCCGAUCUGCCCCACAGGCCCCAACAGGGGAACACAGCCAUCUCAAAGCAGCUGGCAGCACCCCAAAUGACCUCAGAGGGUCCAGCGUUCACGAAAACGAUCGGCUCUCCUCAGUGGCUGCAGAGCUGCAGUUCAAAUCCCUCAGCCGUCACUCUAGCCCCACUGAGGACAGGGAAGAGCCGUCUUAUCCAAACCGAGACCCCAGUACCACAGCACGGCGCAGCUGGGAACUCCGAACGUUCAUAAGUCAGUCGAAAGACACGGCAGCUCGUCAGAGCCCGAUGGAGGCGGUCCGGCGCUCUAUCCGUCUCUUUGAGGAGAAACGAUACAGUGUUCUGAAACAGCGCAACAUUAUCGGCCAGGUCUGCCACACGCCCAAGUCCUACGACAAUGUCAUGCACGUUGGCCUUCGCAAAGUCACCUUCAAAUGGCAGAGAGGCAACAAGAUCGGUGAGGGGCAGUAUGGGAAGGUGUAUACCUGUAUUAAUGUCGAUACAGGUGAACUGAUGGCUAUGAAAGAGAUCCGCUUCCAGCCUAACGAUCACAAAACAAUUAAGGAGACAGCAGAUGAGCUGAAAAUAUUUGAAGGAAUCAAGCACCCAAAUCUGGUCCGCUAUUUUGGCGUUGAGCUCCACCGGGAGGAGAUGUACAUCUUUAUGGAGUACUGUGAUGAGGGGACACUGGAGGAGGUGUCCAGGUUGGGACUGCAGGAGCACGUGAUCCGUUUGUACAGCAAGCAGAUCACCACGGCAAUCAACGUUCUCCACGAGCACGGCAUCGUGCACAGAGACAUCAAAGGAGCGAAUAUCUUCCUCACAUCUUCGGGCCUGAUAAAGCUUGGGGAUUUCGGUUGUUCGGUGAAACUGAAGAACAAUGCUCAGACCAUGCCUGGAGAAGUCAACAGCACCCUUGGAACAGCAGCUUACAUGGCACCUGAGGUCAUAACGAGGGCAAAGGGCGAAGGUCACGGGCGUGCAGCAGACAUCUGGAGCUUGGGCUGCGUGCUUAUAGAGAUGGUGACGGGAAAGAGACCAUGGCAUGAAUAUGAACAUAACUUUCAGAUCAUGUAUAAAGUGGGUAUGGGCCACAAACCUCCCAUCCCAGAGAAGCUGAGUACAGAGGGGAAAGACUUCCUGGCCCACUGCUUAGAGAGCGAGCCCAAACGCCGCUGGACCGCCAGUGCCCUGCUAGACCACCCCUUUGUCAAGGUCUGCACGGAUGAAGAGUGAUGGCACGCGGCCCCGCGUUCCGCUCGUUUACAUAAAAAAAAAAAAAAAAAAAAAAAAAAAGGCUAACACUACUGUGUUAGGCCUGUUUAAGGAA